CUCAGCACUAACCUGUCCCUCUGUCUAUUUAAAGUGUACUGGGGAGAGCAUGCGCCUGCAUGAAGGAUUCUCUGCGCGCAAACUUUGAGACAACAGAGACGGCGAGAUGCCAAAGGAAUAUGCGGAUGAAUACGAGCCUUUGCUCAUCAAAGGAUAUAAAGAUUCAAAGCAAUCAAAGUUUCCAAACAAAUCUCUUCUGCUGGCUAUGUUUGGUACAUGCAUAGGAGGAACUUUUCAAUGUGGAUACAAUAUAUCUGUCAUCAAUGCACCCACACCGUAUGUACAAAAUUUCAUCAACCGCACAUGGAUGGAGCGUUACCAGACUGGCAUAUCAAACCAUGUUCUUACCCUUCUUUGGUCCACUAUUGUGUCCAUUUUCACCUUAGGAGGAUUGGCAGGAGUAUCAAUUGGUGGGACACUGUCUGUAAAGCUGGGGAGGAAGGGAACACUGCUGACCAACAACAUGUUCUCAUUAACGGCUGCUCUGCUGAUGGGUCUGAGUUCCACUGCUGGAUUGUUUGAAUUACUCAUCAUUGGACGACUUUUCAGCGGAAUAAAUGCAGGCAUUGCUCUGUGUGUUGAACCUAUGUAUUUGGGAGAAAUAGCUCCAACUGCGUUGCGUGGAGUCAUGGGAAUGGGAACGUCUAUUUUCCUCACUGUUGGGAUCUUGUCUGGACAAGUGAUGGGCCUUAGAGAAGUCCUGGGCAAAGAGGGGGACUGGCCAUUCUUGCUUGCCACCACUUGUAUCCCAGCAUUUCUGCAGCUCAUGAUCCUUCCCUGGUUCCCAGAGAGCCCACGCUACCUGCUUAUUGACAAAGGAGAUGAUGAGGGAUGUAAAAUAGCUCUGGAUCAGCUGCAUGGUGUAGCAGCCAGUGAUGGUGCAAUGGAGGAUAUCCAGAGAGAAAAGAAUAAUUUAGUUGGUUUCAAGGCCAAGAAACCCUGGGAACUCUUUGCUGAUCGCAGCUUACGGUGGCAGGUUCUCACCAUUAUUCUGCUCAACGCUGCACAACAGCUGAACGGUGUCAAUGCUAUGUACUUCUAUGCAGAUUAUGUGUUCAGACAAUCUGGUAUUCCCACUGAUAAAAUUCCAUAUGCAACUGUAGGCACUGGUGCCUGUGAAUGCAUCACUGCUUUAACAUGUGGUUUCCUUGUUGAAUGUCUUGGAAGGAAACUACUCAUCGCAGGAGGAUACAUACUGAUGAGUAUCUGCUGCAUUUUAUUCACACUGACGCUCGCUUUCCAGGAGGUCAGCCCAGUUUUUCCAUAUUUGACUGUGGCCUGUGUUUUUGCUUUUGUCUUGAGUUUUGGAUUAGGACCAGGUGGUGUGACUAACAUCUUAACCACUGAGCUGUUCACACAAACCGCUCGCCCGGCAGCAUUUAUGAUCGCCGGAUCAGUGAACUGGCUCAGCUUCUUCUUUAUUGGCUUGGUCUUCCCAUUCAUUGUGAUUGGGCUGGAGCAUUACUGUUUCCUGGUGUUCUUUGUUGUCUGUUCCACGGUGGCCAUAUACAUAUUGCUUGUUGUUCCUGAAACUAAGAACAAAAGCUUCGUGGAAAUCCAGAAUGAGUUCCAGUCCAGUAAGAGAAAGGCCAGCAUCCCUAAUGGAUCAGGGGCGAUGCUCAUAUCAACUUGUUUAUGAAAUGCACCUGAUUCAAAUGUUUAGCUGACAAAGGUUCCUUAUCACCGUCAGUCACAAGAUGAGUAGAUUUAUAUAUAGAUUUAUAGUCCCCACACCACAGAACAUAUCAAUAGUUGCGUAAUAAUGAAUAAUGUUGUAUCUUACUGUUUUUGAAGAUAUGUUUGUAGUUAUAAUUCAGUCUUUUCUGUUCAUCAUCAAACAAUAUAGUGCAUUUUAAAAUGGGAAGUGAUGGUCUGUACAGCCUUUAUAAGGGGUCCUCUAUUUCAAUAAAGCUGAGCUUACAAAAAGGGUUUUGUAAACAAUGCACACUUUGCAUGCCACUGAAGUUACUUGAUAUUUCAGUUUUCUAAUCCUGCUAGGGGGACAUGUGAUUUGUUGAACAAAGCUUUCACUGAAGUGUGUGUUGUGCCAGCAUUUAUAGAGGAGGAAAUAGUUUUAGCAAUAGUAAUUAGAAUAAACAUUAGAAACCAAUGCAGAUUUUCUGAAAAAUCUUUUAUCAAGUUUUUAGUUACAUGGUUGUUGCACCAGAUCUGACAUCAUUCUGAAUACAUGUGCUCAGUAUACCAGACUUUUUUUAUUACAAUAAAUUCCAGUUGCUUCAGAGGUUUUGUUUGUCCAGAAAGAACAUAAUUUUACUUCAAUUAAAGUUUCCUAUAAUGUUCUCUGAAGUAAAGACUGGCAAAGUAGACUGGCCACUCAGUUUCAAUAAUCUUUCUGCUCUUAAGUACUUGGUUAAUUUCCCAACUCCUUUAAUAGGCUUAACUUCAAACAAAGCACAACAGCUUUGACUGAGUUGUAAUUAGAUUACUUUGUCUAUCAAUAAUUGUUUUCUUUUUUUUUUUCUUUGUAGCCAGUGGAACAUUUUAUUUUAAGAUCAUAUGUGAUCUGUAAUGAGCCAAAACUAAAAGGAUGACAUGAAGGCCUAUGUAAUGCAGAACAGCAGAGGCUCAGUGGUUAAGCACCACAACUAGCAGAACUAACACCUGACUGAAAUGAUACGCUUCACUUAGCGUAAAAAAUGUAGGCAGCCAAAA
Messenger RNA from Melanotaenia boesemani (Boeseman's rainbowfish), 2673 nucleotides. Its product is annotated as solute carrier family 2, facilitated glucose transporter member 11-like. Gene Ontology annotation, molecular function: hexose transmembrane transporter activity. Gene Ontology annotation, biological process: monosaccharide transmembrane transport. Gene Ontology annotation, cellular component: membrane. The transcript is spliced from 12 exons. The coding region runs from base 107 to 1639 and encodes 510 amino acids. NCBI's taxonomy places the organism in Eukaryota, Metazoa, Chordata, Actinopteri, Atheriniformes, Melanotaeniidae. The record is from RefSeq and is a predicted model, not a curated record.